GAUUUAUUUACGAGUAUUUCGACAAUUUAGAACCCUAGCUAAAACCCCCAAUCUUAUUCUCAGUUACCGUUUCCGGCGAAGAAACAAAUUCGAGACAAUGGCGUUUAGGGCCAGAGAGAUGAUGAAGAAACUUGUGAAGAAAAUCGGAGGCGAACAGAAUCUAGCUCCGGGAGUGAAAGAUGAGUUGAAAAAAUGGGUGCCGGAUCGCAAAAUCGUCAUGGCCCGUGCCAACCGCGGCCUCUUCGCCGGCCGCCAUAUCCAAUUCGGCAAUCGCGUCAGUGAAGACGGAGGCAACAAGACGAAGAGGUGUUGGAAGCCCAAUAUGCAGGAGAAGCGGCUCUUCAGUUACAUUCUUGAUCGUCAAAUCCGUGUCAAGGUGACUACUCAUGCGCUGCGCUGCAUAGACAAGGCAGGCGGAAUCGAUGAGUACUUGCUCAAGACUCCACACCACAAGAUGGACACAGAAAUGGGUCUUUUCUGGAAGGUUAAGAUUGAGAAGAUGUAUCAAGACCUUGGAGGGAAGCAGGUCGUCUUCUUUGCACCUGAAGAUGAGGCCAGCUUCGAAGAAAAAUUCAAUGAACUGAGAUUAGAACAGAAGGCUGGACGUAGGGACGCCAGGAGAAAGAUGUAUGGUUCUGCAUCCAAGCAAGAGCCAACCAAGGAUGGAAUAGAUGCGGGGGAAGUCAGUGAACCUGCGACGUCAAAAAAUGAAGAUGGGAGCUCUCAUACCAACUUCCAUGAGCCACUGGUCGCGAAUGCUUAGAGAUACGUCGGUUCUGCACGUGGCAGUCUUCGACUCGUCUUCUGGCAUUUCCACCAGAUAUGCCCCACUGCAUCUCGGCAAGAAUGACCAGUUCUGUUGGCUUAUUACAGUGACUACAUAAGUUCUCCACUUUUUGGAAUGUAUGUUGGAAUUCUACUGCCAAAAUAGUUGAUGACUGACAAGUAAAUAGGUUUUCUGGUAUUUUCA
Molecule: messenger RNA, 970 nt
Organism: Salvia hispanica
Lineage: Eukaryota; Viridiplantae; Streptophyta; Magnoliopsida; Lamiales; Lamiaceae
Cellular component (GO): mitochondrial large ribosomal subunit
Molecular function (GO): structural constituent of ribosome
Source: RefSeq, a predicted model, not a curated record